This is a messenger RNA of Cladophialophora psammophila CBS 110553, 420 nucleotides long. RefSeq lists its product as uncharacterized. Lineage: Eukaryota; Fungi; Ascomycota; Eurotiomycetes; Chaetothyriales; Herpotrichiellaceae. The coding region runs from base 1 to 420 and encodes 139 amino acids. The transcript has 2 exons. The record is from RefSeq and is a predicted model, not a curated record.
AUGCAAUUCACAACCAUCACUGUGGGCACACUGGCUCUCGCUCUCGGCAUCUCUGCUACCGAGCAUGGUCUUCGUGCCCGUCAAUCUGCCUCCCUUGUCCGCGUCAACGUCGGUGACAUUGUGCUCACAAGUGGCCAGACCCAGACCCUCGGCGUGUCGAUCGUGGAAGGCGCCACGUCCGGCAGCGAAGCCUUCGGCUUCAGCACCUCGAGCGCCGUGCUCCGCAACUCGGACAUCCAGGCGUCAGGCCUCUUCACCUCGGCCCUGUGCCUCUUCACUUCCACUCGGAUUGGCAAUGAUGCCGACGGGAAGGUAGCUUGUGACCUGGGCACGGUGGUGGGGUCGGGCACCAGCAGCGACGAGGGCUCGACUGUCACAUUUGACUCCGAUGCAGUGUGCAUGUUUUGCCAGUUCGAAUAA